Dibothriocephalus latus is the source of this 1116-nucleotide messenger RNA. The record is from the annotation of a GenBank genome assembly. Lineage: Eukaryota; Metazoa; Platyhelminthes; Cestoda; Diphyllobothriidea; Diphyllobothriidae.
UUGUCAGACGGCAAGCAACUUAUCAUAAAUUUCAUUUACCUUUCAGGUUCUGUUGCGCAAACUCCUGUGAAAAUCAACAGGCACGGAUCCACGGGGGCAAACAAAGGGGACAAUACCAAACAUCGGAAACGUGCAUCGGGAAAGGAUGAUGUGGUUCAGGCAUCAGGCAACUUCAGGAGAUCCCUCUCGGACUCAGAGAAGCAGGCAACGGACGGAAACGCGUCCGGAUCAGUUGGCUCAGCACAUCAAGGCAGCGAUGAUAGUGAUUCAACUAGUGGUGUGGACGGGAACAAUGGGGCAGAUGACCUCGGCAUGGAUAUGGGUUCCUCAGGUGAUUCCAAACGUACAAGAACUGCGUACACCCGACAACAGAUCCUCGAGUUGGAGAAGGAAUUCCACUAUAACAAGUACCUCACACGUAAACGGCGCUUGGAAAUCGCGCAUACGCUCAACCUUUCCGAAAGACAGAUAAAAAUCUGGUUUCAGAAUCGUAGAAUGAAAUGGAAGAAGGAGCACUGUCUUCCGGGAAACAAACAAAGUUGGAAUGGAAGUGCACAGAAGGAUGGUCAGUUCAAGCAGUCUCACCUGCCGACGGGUGACUACGAUCGUUGUUAUCAUCCCACUGAACAGACACAACAACUCAGUGCUCCUCGAUUUUUGUCGGCACCACCACCACCACAACAACAACAGCAGCAACAACCCCCGACAGCCCAGUCAACAUUCACACAGUCUUCACCCAACUCUUUCCCUCCCGCAAACUUCUAUUCGGGCCUUCUGACAAACUGGCCCAUGAAUUCCAUUACCUCUGUCCCUCCCAGUCCCCUCACACCACCUUCAAAGCCUCAUGCUCACAUACGGUCGGUUAGUGGUGAGUUAUCUUCAACAGCCAGUUACGAGCCAGAUCUGUACACGAAUGUCAAUCGACCAUCACCUCCCCUACCGCAACAUCAACAGCAUCAACAGACCUUCUUUACCCAAAAGUCCAAUUUGAGGUCUUCCCUACAGAUCCCCCAGAUGCAGCAACACUUUGCCUCCGAGGAGGAACUCGACAUUCCGCGCAUGGAUCCCAACCUGUCUGAGAUGGGUCUGAAAAAACAAUGUCAUGUGGAGAAGUAG